GUUGUCGAAGAGUUGAAGUUGGCGCACAGUGGGAAUCUGUAUGAGCUGCGAGGGGAGGCCGUCAAUUUCGUUGUGGGAGCGGUAGCGUGCCAAGAUUUUAUUUCACGUGAUUUAUUUAUGCUUGGCUUGAUGGGACUGCAGUGCAAGCCCACGUGCAGAUAAGAUAGCCCAGCCUUGUCAGGUGAUCAGGCUGAAACUCGCCCGCUUUCGUCAUCCGGUCUAUUCCCCGAGUUGUUGGUGGAGGAGCACGCAUCUCAUCUUGAAUCCAAAGACACGGUAGUACCACUGAAGCUCCAUCUUGAAGCGUUUCAAAGCGUUAGAAAUAUCGAGCGACCAAAGCGUUGUCUAGUUGGCGUUGUCUAUUUGCCGAAGAAAUUCUUUUUUCUACGAACAAGGUACAUCUCGGUUCUGCCGUCCGUCUACCUAGGUACAGUCAUUUGUUACAAAGAAUGUCCUCCGAAAGCCUCGACAUGCAAGCCUUACAGACACUACGAUCUCGGUUCUCCCAAUGUCUAAAAUAUUUCGCCGAGUCAUCAAGCAGAUUUGAGGUCUUACACACAAUCCCACCAUCCCAUCCGCCAUCCUCACAGUCCAUCCGCACACUCUACGUCCUCGACUCGAGCUUCAAUCCUCCCUCACGAGCGCACAUGAGCCUAGUCAAGACGGCACUAAAGAAAGCCUCAAGUUCUCCAACAGCAUCUCAAAGUCAAGCUCAGGCACCGCAACCAGCAGAACACACGUCGACUAGUGCUCCACGAGUUCUUUUUCUCCUGGCCACAGUCAACGCCGACAAGAAACCCAAACCAGCGGACUUCGAAGACCGCCUGGUCAUGAUGACCUUGAUGGCCGAGCAAUUGAGGGCCAGUUUCAAUAAUCCAUCUACUAGCAACCAUUCCACCGUCAACACUCAAGCCUCUACCAACUCUACCAACACCAACAUCGCCACAAAUCCAUCAUCAUCACCCCUUCCGAUCAUCGACAUCGGAAUCACCAAAGAACCCUACUUCACCGAUAAAGCGAGAUGUAUUGACGAGAGCAACAUUUACCACCCACCAGUAGCAGCGCCAAACCGCAACCACGUCGAAAACAAUACCAGUACUACCAGUACUGGGCAAUAUAUCGAACAAAUCCACCUCACCGGCUUCGACACCCUAGUCCGCAUCUUCACGCCCAAAUACUACCCCAACUACCACCCGCCCCUAUCGGCCUUGCAGCCGUUCUUGUCUCGUCAUCGCCUCCGGGCCACGGUGCGCGUGGACACGGAUUCACCAAGUCAGAAUCUGAAAGAUGUCCAAGCUGACGGGUCGGGAUUUGGUCAGCAACCUCAACCCCAGUCUCAACAGUCUCAACCUCAGUCACAACAACAAUCUCCGGUUUCGGCCGACUUCUCAACAAUCCAAGGCCAAUUAUCGCUCGUCUCGCAAAUCGCCCGCGGAGACUUCGAGAACCUCGGACUGAAAAGGGAAUGGGCCGACCGCGUCGAAUUGGUCGUGGACGAGUCAGGUGAGGCCCAGGGCGUCAGUUCGACGAGGGUGAGGGAGGCCGCGAGCCAGAGGAGAUGGGACGAGGUUGAGAUGUUGGUUGGACAUAAGGUUGCUCAGUGGAUUGUGCAGAGGGGGUUGUAUACUACUAGUAGUACCUAGCAGAAACGAAAGCGAUACUUGAACAUCACCAUCACCAAGGUCAUAGGACAUAACAUAAAUAUACUAUUUGAAUACACAGUACACCUCGAUGAAUAUUUUGUCAAGGAAAUCUACGUUGCCAUUUGGUCAUCGACAUAAGCGACAACAUAUGGAAGUGCAGGCAAUUGGUCCAGAGCAUUUGAUUG
This is a messenger RNA of Exophiala dermatitidis NIH/UT8656, 1828 nucleotides long. RefSeq lists its product as uncharacterized. Gene Ontology annotation, molecular function: ATP hydrolysis activity; nicotinamide-nucleotide adenylyltransferase activity. The record is from RefSeq and is a predicted model, not a curated record. Lineage: Eukaryota; Fungi; Ascomycota; Eurotiomycetes; Chaetothyriales; Herpotrichiellaceae. Bases 450 to 1643 code for a protein of 397 amino acids. The transcript has a single exon. Gene Ontology annotation, cellular component: cytoplasm; nucleus.